AUAUACCAUAUACCGUAGUCGGUAGUCCGUAUAGAGUUGGGACGCUGUAACGAUCAUGGAGUGGUGGCUUUGGACGAUAACUGAACUCCUCAUGGUGGCUCUGUUUCUUGUUUCAGGCUUAGUGUUAGCAGUCAUCUUAAUGGCCUUCGGAAGAAGAUGUAGACACCUUCACGAUAAAGAUCCUGCAAUUCUCGAGGACCCAAAUUCUUUGAAACAGGUCCCAUGCCCCUCAAUUUCUGAUCCAGCUGAGAAGUACAUAUCUUUGAUAAUUCCUGCAUAUAAUGAAGAACACAGGCUCCCUGGAACACUUGAUGAGACCAUGAAUUAUCUUCAACAGCGUGCUGCAAAGGACAAGUCAUUUUCUUAUGAAGUAGUUAUAGUUGAUGAUGGGAGUACUGAUGGGACACUGAGAGUUGCUUUUGACUUUGUAAGAAGAUACACAAUAGAAAAUGUAAGGGUCAUUCUUCUUGGAAGGAACCAUGGCAAAGGAGAAGCUAUCAGAAGUGGAAUGCUCCAUUCACGUGGUGAGCUUCUUCUAAUGCUUGAUGCUGAUGGGGCAACAAAGAUUUAUGACUUAGAAAAGCUUGAAAAUCAGUUCGGAUCUCAGAUAUGCAGACUAGCUAAAAAUGAACUUAAGCUGGGAGAUGCUGCAAAUACUGAUUCAAGUUCAAGAAUAUCUGAUAUUCCAAUUGUUGCAUUUGGUUCUCGUGCACAUCUUGAGGAGAAGGCUCUGGCUACACGGAAGUGGUACCGAAAUUUUCUUAUGAAGGGUUUCCAUGCCGUGGUUCUCUUGACUGCUGGUCGAGGAAUUCGUGAUACACAGUGUGGCUUUAAGAUGUUUACCAGAGCUGCAGCACGGAAGCUUUUCUCAAACGUCCGCUUGAAAAGGUGGUGCUUUGAUGUCGAGUUAGUAUACUUGUGCAAACGUUUUGGCAUCCAAAUGAUAGAGAUAUCCGUAAAUUGGUCCGAGAUUCCUGGAUCAAAAGUGAAUCCAUUAAGUAUCCCCAACAUGCUUUGGGAGCUUUGCCUCAUGUCUGUUGGGUAUAGGACCCAUAUGUGGAAAGUUUGUAUUUGAUUGGUUUCAUUUUGGAGAGACUUAUCGUCUCCAAAGCCAUACCCCAAGUGGUAAUGAAACAUUUGGUGCCUCUGGCUCUGGGUUCUGCGAGAGACAAGGCAAAGGCUCGUUUCAUGAGAGGCAGGAUUCGACCUAGCCACGCAUACAGAUAUUUGAUGUUCCUUGUGGCUAGAUCUUAUCUUUUUAAAGUUAUCUGACCUUUUUUUUGUGGAAUUACUUUAUAGGAAGAAAUAGGUUAUUUUAAUUGCAUUUUUUGAUGGGUCCUUGUAAUCAUGUCUGAGCGCCCAUCAACUGCAGGAUCCAUGAAUGAUGUCAACCCAGAAAUUCCACCUAUUCAAUCUUCUAGAAUUUAUUUAUUUUC
Molecule: messenger RNA, 1436 nt
Organism: Nelumbo nucifera (sacred lotus)
Lineage: Eukaryota; Viridiplantae; Streptophyta; Magnoliopsida; Proteales; Nelumbonaceae
Biological process (GO): protein N-linked glycosylation
Cellular component (GO): endoplasmic reticulum membrane
Source: RefSeq, a predicted model, not a curated record